Helicoverpa zea (corn earworm) is the source of this 811-nucleotide messenger RNA. RefSeq names its product juvenile hormone-binding protein-like. The record is from RefSeq and is a predicted model, not a curated record. The transcript has 5 exons. The coding region runs from base 64 to 795 and encodes 243 amino acids. Lineage: Eukaryota; Metazoa; Arthropoda; Insecta; Lepidoptera; Noctuidae.
GUAAAGAUAAGUGGUCUCUGGUUAAUUCUUAAGUAUUCUUCAUUUAAUCAUUAAGACUACAACAUGGCAGUUUAUAGGAGCUUGAUAUUGCUUGCAUUUGCGAGUUGUGUACUUUCGGAAGGAGGAACACUUUUCAAUCCAUGCAGUAAAAAUGACAUAAAAUGCUUGAGUGGAGCAACCGAAUCUUUUUUGGAAAAAACAAGCAAUGGUUUUCCGGAUUACAAAAUCAAGGCAAUUGACCCUUUGAUCAUUCCUGAGUUAAAAGUCGUGGUCGACGAAGGCUUGGGACUGGUCUUUGAUUUCAAAAACAUAAAUAUAACUGGAUUGAAGAGGCAGCAGAUAUCAGACUUCAAAAUGGAUACAGACAAGAAAUCUGUGGUUUUAAAAACAAAAGCUGUUUUGAAUAUCGUGGGUGAUGUCAAAAUCGAAUUCGCCAAGCAAAAUAAAGUUUUUAAUGGAGCUUAUACAGCUUCAACAACUGCAAUAGGAAGCUCACAAUAUGGCUACAGUUUUAAGAAAAAAGAUGAUAAAGAUUACUUCGUAGUCGGCCCAGAGGUGAAUACAUGUGAAAUCAUUGGAGAACCGAACGUGGAUAUUGGAGAUGAUUUACAAAAGGCCUUGAACAGUGACUCCGAUGCACAGGCUCUGAAACCUGGUUACGAGACUAACAAGGUGGCUUUACGGAAGAAGACGCUAUGCCAUAUUGUAGAAGCCGCCUACGUCACCGUCAUACACAACAUCAGGGCAAUCGCAGAUAUCUUCCCUAAAGAAGCCUUUUUUACUGACAUCUAUUAAACCAAUUAAAUUCUAA